Molecule: messenger RNA, 4608 nt
Organism: Odontomachus brunneus
Lineage: Eukaryota; Metazoa; Arthropoda; Insecta; Hymenoptera; Formicidae
Gene: Scgdelta
Product: zeta-sarcoglycan
Exons: 7
Coding region: 1213-2466 (417 amino acids)
Biological process (GO): heart contraction; cardiac muscle tissue development
Cellular component (GO): sarcolemma; sarcoglycan complex
Source: RefSeq, a predicted model, not a curated record
GCGAGAGAGGUUCGCCUCGAGCGCGAGACUUCCUGCCGCUUCAGUGUCGUGCGCGAUUCCGUACGCGGCGCUUGGCGGGGCGACGACUGUGCCGGAGCUCGCGGCCACGCUCUUGCCGAUCGUACUUGCAGAUCGUUUGGACGCCCUCGAUCGGCCAUGGUCGACCGCUUCGGUUGGUGUCGCGACGCGAGACCGCGGCUCGACGAUCGACCGGAGAAUCGAGUCGUCGGGGAUCACGAGGAUCGCCUAAGCGUCUGAUCAUGGAAAGCUGGACGCGCGAUCGGCAUACAGUUAGGAGGUACACGUUGUAGCGGUGCCGGACACCACUCGGUAGUAGUUCGCGCGCGCGCGCGCGCGGAUAAUCGGCGAUAUUAAAAUGGCGCGGGUGUAAUUGAAACCGUUUGGUAGUCGGGAGAGGAUCGGUCUUCCGACAGGUCGAGAAACGGUAGCCGUGUAGUAGGCACACGGGGGAGGCUUGUCAGUCAUCCCGCCGCGAAAUUGGAGCUCGCCGCGAUCGAGCCACGCGAUAGUAAAUCACCAGGUGGCGGGAUUUCGCGCGGCUGUCAGGUGAGAACGCCGUUCCGCUCACUGACAACGCUCUCUUCAACGCGUCACGCUAGCGGACAGCUUUUAACGCGUGGGUUUUAAGAAUCGUCGCGAAUCCGACGGAUCUCGAGCUCUUCUUGCCACUCGAGUUGUCUUUCCCCCUCGUCCUCGCCGUCGUUGUCACCUCGUCAUUGUUAUCCCGUAAGAUUUAGAGCUUCGACCGGCUGUCCAACUCGCCCCCUCUCGAUCGACCGUAAAUAACGCCACGCACUUUGGCGUGUAGCACCUGGCGAAGCCGCUGGUGUGUACGAGCCGGCGGUGCGCGUGUGUGUUCGCCACGGUGGAAUCCCGUUCGUAAUGACUCGUAAUUGCGCGGAGGAGGAGCCGACGUCGUGCUGGAACGAUUUAAGGGACACCUAGCGCCACCCGCACCCGCCGCUAUAAUGAUUAGGUGCACGCGACUACGGGGAUUACCUGGUUGAGGUGGAGGACCCCGCGCGAGACGAGGGUGGACGACCACCGGCUGAAAUCUGAAUACGAGAGUGGUCGAUCGCGACGCGAGCGACUCUGGUCCCUUUCGGCGAUCUAACGGCCGGCCGUUAGCACGUCCCGGCGCAGAUCGUUCACGGCGUACUCGAUCGUGGGAAGAUUCAAUUGGAAGGCGUAAUGGACACGUCACCAACGUUAAGCAUCGGCGGAUCGAGGGCCAGGGCGGCCCUUUUGACCACGAGCGGCACCGGAACCGGAAGCACCGACAGACGGGUCGUCUUUUUAGCAAGUCAACCGUCAGUCGGCGGCAGUCACGAGACGAAGACCUGGCCUCACCAUUGGUCGCCUCAUACGACCGGAAACAGUUACAAAUCGCCGGAGGAAUCGCCGCAUACGGAGCACAGCAGACUGAGGAUGUCCCGGGGCCAAGGGGGAUGGUCGGACGAGCCCUGCACGUCGGGUAGCGCGAGUCGUCGCGGCGGAGCUCGCCAAACGGCGGGACCGUCUUCGCGGGCGCCGACGUCGUCCGGGUUGGAGGAGCGCGCUUCGGGCAGCACGCCGUGUAAAGGCGGCUUCAGGUUAGGAGUCUACGGUUGGAGGAAAAGAUGCCUCUACUCUCUCGUGUUGACCCUCAUGAUCAUCGUAAUCCUCAAUCUCGCCCUCACCGUCUGGCUACUCAAGGUCAUGGGAUUCAGUUCCGAAGGUAUCGGUUCGCUAAAAGUGGUGCCUGGGGGAAUCGAGCUAAGAGGUCAAGCUGCCGUGUUAGACGCCCUCGUGGCUUCCAGCCUGAGAUCUCGGAGGGGCAAAAACUUGGUGCUGGAAUCAUGGAGUAAUUUUACGGCCUCGGCGAGAUCCCACGAUGGACGACUUCUCGCGCGAUUAACAGUCGGGGAGGACCGCGUAGACUGUGUGUCCAGAGGUUUUCGAGUGACCGAUCCUCGUGGAGGAGUUCUGUUCUCCGCGGACAGGGAACAAGUCAUCGUGGGAGCCGAAAUGUUGAGGGUAACUGGUGACGGUGGUGCCGUUUUUCAGGGUAGCGUGCAGACUCCACUGGUCAGAGGAGAAUCGGGUCGCGGUCUUAGGCUCGAAUCAGCGACGAGGUCCUUGAAGAUCAGCGCCCCUCAGCAAGUGGUAAUCGAGUCCUGGGCAAGCGAAAUCUCGGCCUCCUGCCUGACUGAUCUGAAGCUACAGAGCGUUCACGGAGCCAUCCGACUUGACGCAAAGUCCGUCUAUAUGAAGGGUCUCAAGGCAGCCAUCCCGUUGCAAGGACACUCGUCCAGGGAGCAACAGCAACAGCACUCUGGCAGAUCCUCAUCCGUUCAUCAGAACCAGAGGGAGACCACCAUCUAUCAACUGUGUGCGUGCGCGAGUGGCAAGCUGUUCCUCGCCAGGCCGGACGGUAGUUGUCAGGCCGACAAGUCGAUUUGCUAAUACGACGCGGCUCGACGGCGGUGUAUCGCGACAACACAGGACGAUUCGUUAGAACUAAUCGCGGCGAACUACUGUGUGAUUCGGUGAUCUUAAUGAAAGAGAAAGAGAGAAAGAGAGAGGGAGAGGGCAAGCGUAGAGUAGAGAAAAGAAAAGGAGAGAAAGAGAAGAAGGGAGCACUGAGAUCGGCCAUUGGCGCGAUCGGGGACGAGGCCUUCAUUGGAACACUGCAAACGAUAUCAAACGAAUCUACCGCGCCAAACGGGCGAGAAUCUCGACGUAUCGCUUGUGAGAGGACACGGUAAAUCAAUACGAAUAAUCGAAAGCUAAUCAAUUACUUUCAGUACGCGCUAUUUUUCGAUGAACGCGGCGUAUGUCCGAUACGCUUCCAAGUGCCGGGCACCACCCUUGCGAGGACUUCUCUAGUUUACUCAGAGUCCGACCUAGAUGUCGACGAGCGCGGCGUCGUGCCCCCGACGUGCACGCGUAUCAAUUAACUGGUAUUGGAUUGCUUUCCGCGAUAUUUUCCGUCCUUUUGUUCUAUUUUUUUCGUUGUUUGCUUUCUUUCAGUUUAACAUCAAUCACGUUUAAUUGAGUUGCCGUGCGAAUCGGCCGUUGUUACAGUUUCAAUCCCACGCAUAAGCACACGUCAAUUCUCACUAUUCACGGUGUUUCGCGCGCAAACCAAUCUUGAUACGCGAGAUAUUUACGCGAACCGGAAACGCGAAACGCGCGCGCGUGUCAGACCGCUCUCUCCCAGCGACGUAAAGCGCGCCAUCGUAGAUAUAAAGAGAAUUCUCGCGAGAUCUUGACCGGAAAUAUUCUCUCGAAAAAUCGCGGGUAUUCGGAAAAUUCUCUCUGAAGAAUAUUCUCGAGCGCCAUUCACCGGGUCUUUCCUUUAACUUUUUCUCGCGCCAGCGCCGCCGGUCAAUGCGAGAUACGCGAUGGGAGAACGCGAGAUUCAUGCUGUUCGCGGAAGUUUUUGUUGCGGAAGGCUCGCGGCGCCCGGUAUUUCCUCGCGCGCUCCGCUUGUUUGGCGCCCUGGAUUCGGCACGAACUUGUAUAUUCCCCCCGGCAGGGGCCCCUGGAUGUCCAUCGGGGAUCCGCCGACCCCGUGGUACCGUGGAUAAAUCGUAUAUAACUAUGUGUACGUAGCACUGUCGCCGCGACGCGAUUCCGUGAUGCACACGGAAUCUCGGACCGGGUUCUCAUCGCGCGUUUAACGCUAAACACAGCAUACUCCCGCGUUAUUCGAUUCGUUCGAUCUUCUAUCGCCGAUCAAACGAAAGUAACGUGAAGGAAGAAGGGAAAAGUCAGGCCGCAUGUAGCGCUAAACGCGAAGUCACAUGCGCCGCUAACUACGCUAAAUGGCACUACACGUGUGAUGCUGAACGCGCGACGCUAAACGAGCUGGAUGAAGGUGAGAAUUCGGACCGUCCUGACGUGCCGCAGACCGGCGUAACAGCCUUAACCAUCAAGUGAUGUCACUUUAGAGUUUCACAGAAAAAAUACGCGACAGGUGUGAGUUUCCGUGUUAAGUAGGAUAUCAUGUCGGUUUGCGUGCGUACGUCGGCGAAAUGCACGAAUCACGUUCAGGCCAGCGCCCGGUAUAAAUCGAACCAACGACGACGACGACGACGAUCCCUCGCUCGAUCGUCCCCCUCUUUUGUUCCCGCUCCGUAGCACCUUCGUCGCUCACCCCUCCGUUCGAUACUUUACACCCCGUGUACCGAGUGUACGCCUCGCGCGGCGAAACCACUUGUAGGCAAAUCGUUCGUAGCUCCCACGAGCCCGCGCUCUCGGUGCUGGUGGCGCGGGGGCCCUUUCAAGGAGAUUACUCCUCGCGAAUCGCUUACUUCUAACGCGAUGUCUGUUUAACCCGUGCUCCGAUACAAAGUAGAAACGUUGUUGUAAGUAGGGCGACGGCUGCAUCGGGCUGCGCGUGACGCCGGAAAAGGCGAGAGAAUGACAGUGAGAGAGAAAGGGAGAAUGCGAGGGAACGAGAGAAUGAGAAAAUGAGAAAGAGAGAAUGCGACAGUAGUUUCGACGGAUCGGAUCGCGAUCCAGCUUGUACGCUGUACAUCGGCCAUGUCCAUUUAUUUAUGUAUGUGGCAAUAAAGUCGUUAUUGUUACUAUUAUUAUUAA